Messenger RNA from Lipotes vexillifer (Yangtze River dolphin), 578 nucleotides. It is a transcript of the gene FAM89A, whose product is annotated as family with sequence similarity 89 member A. The transcript has 2 exons. The record is from RefSeq and is a predicted model, not a curated record. The coding region runs from base 18 to 554 and encodes 178 amino acids. NCBI's taxonomy places the organism in Eukaryota, Metazoa, Chordata, Mammalia, Artiodactyla, Lipotidae.
CGGUCUGGCCGGGCGGGAUGAGCGGGCCCGGGGCAGCUGGCUCGGUGCGCGGGCUGCGGGUGGACGGGCUGCCCCCGCUACCCAAGAGCCUGAGCGGGCUGCUGCACUCGGCAUCGGGCGGCGGCGCGUCGGGGGGCUGGAGGCACCUGGAGCGGCUGUACGCGCAGAAGUCGCGCAUCCAGGACGAGCUGAGCCGCGGGGGCGCUGGCGGCGGCGGGGCGCGGGCCGCGGCGCUGCCCGCCAAGCCUCCCAAUCUGGACGCCGCGCUGGCCCUGCUGCGCAAGGAGAUGGUUGGCCUCCGACAGCUGGACAUGUCCUUGCUCUGCCAGCUGUACAGCCUCUACGAGUCCAUCCAGGAAUACAAGGGAGCGUGCCAGGCAGCGUCCAUCCCAGACUGCACUUACGCUCUGGAGAACGGCUUCUUCGACGACGAGGAGGGGUAUUUCCAGGAGCAGAGCCCCCUGCACGACAGGAGGGAGCGAAGCCCCCCGGGGGACCCCUCACCGCCCGUCUCCCCGCUCUGCAGCGCCGACUGGAUCCUGGAGUCCAUCUAAAGGACCCAGGAGGGAGGCGACGGU